Messenger RNA from Arabidopsis thaliana (thale cress), 820 nucleotides. RefSeq lists its product as uncharacterized. The coding region runs from base 131 to 679 and encodes 182 amino acids. Lineage: Eukaryota; Viridiplantae; Streptophyta; Magnoliopsida; Brassicales; Brassicaceae. The transcript has 2 exons. The record is from RefSeq and is marked reviewed.
CUCAAUGGAUGGAACUCCUAACACUUACCUUUCAUGUUGUCUUCUCUUCCUUUAAUUUAUGCAUCUAUAAAACGGAAGCAGUAAGCAAGUAAGUUUCAUUCUUCUUUAAUGGUCUAUACAAAGAAAAAGGAUGAAUAGAAAUGAGAAUGUAAAAGGAGUGAUGAAAAGGAAGAAUAAAAAGUUAUUGGUGAGUGUGAAUGUUCUUGGAAGUGUUGGUCCUAUAAGGUUUUUGGCCAACGAAGACGAUGAAGUUUCAAGUGCUAUUAACACAACUUUGAAAGCCUAUGCUCGUCAAGGCAGGAUCCCGGUUCUAGGGUUUGAUGUCGACAACUUCAUUUUCUACUCCAUUAAUGCCGGAUUCAACACUUUGCAUCCACAAGAGAAGAUAGGUUCAAUGGAUGUAACAAAUUUCUUGAUGUGCAAGAAAGAGCCACGGCCACUGGAGAAAGUCGAAGGUAUAAGAGAGAGUAGAGCUCGGAUAGGCCAUGGAUGGAAAACUACUCAUCUUCUUCGGUUUUUAUUAGGAUAUAUUCCUUACAAUCACAAACCUAACUCUACAAGUCAAAUGGACUAUAGAUCAUUCGGUGAUGGGAACGCUUAUUGUAUAGAGGAGUACCAACAAGAGUUUCAAAGGAUUACCAAAAUAAAGGAAUACCAACGAGAGUUUCAAAGGUUCUAGUCUUCUAGAAUAAAUUUGGGAUGGAAGCAAAAUGCAUUGGUCGACAGCCUUUCGAGAUAUACUUUACAAUUCAAUUGUGGACAAUGAUGGGAUUAUACAAAAUAUUUGAAAAACUACAUUCUAAAGAUCUCUAUACAUUUU